Anolis sagrei ordinatus is the source of this 4814-nucleotide messenger RNA. RefSeq names its product MSL complex subunit 1 (gene MSL1). The record is from RefSeq and is a predicted model, not a curated record. Gene Ontology annotation, molecular function: chromatin binding. Gene Ontology annotation, cellular component: MSL complex. NCBI's taxonomy places the organism in Eukaryota, Metazoa, Chordata, Lepidosauria, Squamata, Anolidae.
CAGGCGGGGGAAGAGGAGGAGGAGGAAGAAGGCGGCGGCGAGACGGCGGCGGAGGCACCGCCAAAGAAGCCCCGUCCGGAGCCUGAAGCCGCGGCUGCCCCAUCGCCAUGAGAUCCACCGUGUACAAAGCCACCGCCGCGGCCCCACCGACACCAACAGCUGCGACGACGACGGGGCCGGGCUUGCUGGAGCCUGGCCCGGAGGAAGAGGAGGAGCCUCCGCCUCCUGUGGCUGUGGCUGCAGCGGCGGCGGCGUCAGGCCCCAAAGGCCGGGCUCCUGCCUCCUUGCAGCAGGAAGGGGGAGAAGGCCUCGGCGGGAGCGGUUGCUGCUGGAGCGGCUUGGUGGUGCCCUCGCCGGGCACUGGGCAGCAGGCGGGCGUGGGCGAUGCCCGGCCCUCCAAGUACCAGGCGGUGCUGCCCGGACAAGCGGCGGCGGUUGUUGCUGCUGCUGCUUCCACCGCCGCCAAGGAGGGCAAGCGAGGAGGAGGAAGCGGAGGAGGGAGCAGCCCCCACGCCGGGCCCGGAGGCUCCCCGGCCUCGCUUUCCCCCGCUCCCUUGCCCACCGAGCCCGGACAGCCUCCCCCCGCGGCUGCAGAGGAGCCCAGCGGCAAGUGGAAAAGCAGCAGCGUUGUUGGGAGCACCAGCGGUGGUGGUGGGAGCAGCCUUCGGAAGAGCCCCAUGGGGGCCGGCGGGGGCGCCUCCAGCCAGGCGGCCUGCCUCAAGCAGAUCCUGCUGCUCCAGCUGGACCUUAUCGAGCAGCAGCAGCAGCAGUUGCAGGCCAAGGAGAAGGAGAUCGAGGAGCUCAAGGCCGAGAGGGACACGCUCCUUGCUCGAAUUGAGCGCAUGGAAAGGAGGAUGCAGCUGGUGAAGAAGGACAAUGAACGUGAGAAACACAAGAUAUUUCCAGAGUAUGAAACAGAGGAGACAAUUGAACCUGAAGUACCAGAGAAGUCACCUAUAGAAUGUCCACUGCCAGAGCUCUUGGAGACAUCCCAUCCACUGCCUUUGAAACACUUCCCAUAUGGACGGAAUGGAAAGGGCCACAAAAGGAAGUCUCCAUUUGGAAGUGCUGAGAGGAAAAAUCCAAUGAAGAAGCUGGUGGCUGAAUUUGCAAAAGUCAAAUGUAAAUCUCCAAAGGCUUCUGCACUGAAAGAUGAACCCAGCAGUUCUUUGACUGAAUCAAUUAACAGACGUGAACUAAGAAGUCAGGAAACUCCUGAAAAAACUAGAUCACUUGGAGACACUCCGCUGAAAUCCUCAGCAUCUUUGAAAGGACAUGGGUGCCAUUCAAAGGAAAGGGACUCCUGCAGUGAAACAGAAGACUUACCCUACCUUUCCACCACUGACAUGUACUUGUGCCGGUGGCACCAGCUGCCUCCUUCACCAUUACAAGAAACUUCUUCCAAGGAGGAUAUUGUAGCAAUUCCAUCAUGGAGGGACCACACAAUAGAACCUCUGAGAGACCUGAAUCCUUCAGAGCUUGUGGAGACCUUAGAUGACAGUGUCUUCUCCAAACGGCAUGCAAAAUUGGAACUGGAUGAGAAGAGGAGGAAAAGGUGGGAUAUUCAGCGGAUUCGGGAGCAAAGAAUUUUGCAGCGACUACAGCUCAGAAUGUACAAAAAGAAAGGAAUUCAGGAAUCUGAGCCUGAAGUUACCUCAUUUUUCCCAGAGUCAGAUGAUGUUGAAAGCCUGAUGAUCACCCCUUACUUGCCUGUUGUAGCAUUUGGCCGACCAUUACCAAAAUUAAGCCCACAGAACUUUGAACUGCCAUGGUUGGAUGAACGAAGUCGCUGCCGGUUGGAGACACAAAAGAAACAGACACCUCACCGGACAUGCAGGAAAUAGGUGUGUCCAACUAGGAGAAACCUCUGCCUUGACAGGUUGCCCUUUGCUAGUCACAGCAAGUGGCAGAGAACUGUAUAUGUCAUUUUAUGUCAAUCUUCCCUCUUGAUGUACAUUCUUGUUCACUAUAAAUAUUUUUUUAUGCUUGCAUAUGGUUUCUUUGAGACCUCAAAACUCUUCUUCUGUUGUCCAUUUUUUUUCUUUUACUUGGGAGAAACUACUGUUUUUUUCUUCUUGUUGGGAAAAAGUUGCAAAAUUUCAGUUGGCAACCUCAGAUGAACUGUACUGAACAGUUGCAGUGAGCAAGUCUGUUGAGACUAUGAGCGGUGGACAAGCAUAAAAAUAUGACAGUAUUGUUCCCAUUUGUAAAUUAUCGCAAACAUAUGAAGGCUUCCUCUGUUUUCAAAAACUCAUAUUGUUAUUGACAUUAUCGCGCUUGCUCCUUAAGGGCAUUGGAAAUGAAGUGGGGGUGGUAUUACCCAUCUGAGUACAUUGGGCAAAGGGACAUUUCUAUUGGAUCUGCUCCCAGCUGCUCUUCCAAAAAACAUCCACAUCAUUGAUCCAUGCAUUUCCUCCUGCCUCAUUUGAUCCUUCACAUACUGCUGUGAUGUGGCUUUUACUUUCAUUUCUGGUUUUCUCAAACUUGGUUUAUACCUUCUGCUUCAAUUUCAAGGACAGUAGGUGAUCAAGUCUUGACUUUGUAACAUCCGUAGUGAAGGUCUGUAGGUCUGACAACUGUGCCACACUGUUAAUUCUGUCAGGACACUUGACAUAAUCCUAAAUUAACAAUGCGGUGUCGGCCUGUCUCCAGAUUUUCACUUGUUUGUUUUACCAGAACAUGCUUAUGGUCUUAUUUUCCUCUGUCAAAAUACAGUGGGGUCUAAAUGGUUGGGUUUUAAUGGCACAAAAAGUUGCACAGUUCUGGAUCCUUAAUGGAAAUUCUAAGCAUUAGCACUACUAAAUUUACUGGCAUUUGAGAUCUGGUCAGUUUAGGCAGAUACCGACCCCUUGGCAUUACCAAUAGACAAAUGACAUUUCAAAAACUGGACUUCCCUAUUACAGCCAAAGGCUGUAACAGGCUCUUGCCUGGAAGCACUUAGCAAACAGCCAUGUGGUUCUUUUCCCAGCCUAGGCAAAGUAAUUUGUUUCUAGAAAGAAUGGGGAGCAGUGAGAGAGUGGAAAGGUAAAAAGAUAGUAUCCUUUCACCCAGAAGCUAAAUGAUUCCUCCAAUCAAAUCUUCCUGAGAAGGAGUCUCUCCCUGUGUGAAGUCGAUUGCAACAGUAUAUAUACCUUUUAGAAAGGUUCAAAUCUUCUUGCAAGAGGUGAAAUUGUCCCUACAUUCGGCACAGUCUGCAAGUCCUGUGGGUGGGAACCAACUUUCUGUUGUCUCACUUUUUCUUAAAAUUAUAUUAAACAACACCAACAGUUGAAACUUUCUUUCUUAAACAUAGUUGGCACUUCUUAAGUAGAUCCCAGACUUGAAAUCUUUACAGUAGCUGGUGAUUAAAACAAACAAUGCUUCUGAGAACAAGGAAUUCCUGAGAAGAGAGUAUAUGCUUAUUUGCCUGCUUCAUACAAUAGCAGGUGGCCGCUAUUGUCUAUGUGUGCACACACAAGUGUAUUUUUAUGAACACUGAAGCUAAAAUCUUGCAGUGCAUGACACUGUUGUAUAAAUAGAAGAAUGUUUCUUGUGUCACUUUUCUGGUUUGUUACAAGAUCCAGUGCAGGAUGAUAUUCAUUCUCUUUAAAUGCCAAUAACAUCACAUAGGGAGGAUGCUCAUCCACCAGAUUGGUUCUUUCCCAACUUUCCAACCUCCAAAUACUUCCAGUAGCUGCAGUUAUUUCUGGGUUAUAAGUCCUGAAAAAUCAAAAGGAUGCUCCUUUUCUUCAAAAGGUAGCACACUCAAUGUCCAUGUAGUUAAGUCACGAAUUCAACAGACACUUUGAAAUGAGAAGAAAACACAUCUUCUCUUUUGCCAAGUAGCCUGUGUAUUUGAGAUAGUGCACAAUGCUUGCCUAGCUUUAUUUUAACUAAGGCUGUGUUUGGAUCUUUUGCUUUUUUAGCAUGCCAGCAUGCAUCCUUACAUGUUUUUUAAAAAUUAUUUUUGCCCUACUGUUAAAAGCAUGGUCAUAUAUAACCAGCAAGCUUUGAUGAGAGUCUUACUGGUGGAGGCAUUGUUGAUUUUAGAGUGUUAUCCUGCUAGCAUUUGAGCCUACUUCCAACUCUAAAGUAAGCACAAAGAGUUUGCAAGAUAUUUCUUGAGUUGAUGUGGUUAGAAAGGAGGAGGAAGAUGUUUCUGCUUGGCCCCAAAUUUGGCUUUUAUCAGAGAUGCCAUAUAUGUUGUCCUGAAAUAUAGCAGCAAAAUCUUCUCAUCCCUACUGCCACUUGCCCCAUUGAGACCAUGCUGACUUAAAAUAAGUUUGUUUAAUAUUAACACAUGGAACUUGUAUCUAAGAAGGGGAUGGAUACGUGUGUGGAAAUAGAUAGCGGUUAUAUAAAGGUUUUGCAUUGGAUAUUAGCUAGGAGCAAGAUGGAAGGAAUGGUCUUUCUCCCCAUAAGGGAAUACAGCACUGUGAAAUUUAUAUUAACUAAAAGCCCUUGGAAAUCAGAUCUGAUCUUCGGUUUAAAACAAAAACAUUGCUUUAUUUAACCAAGUUAACAGUAGUUCUAAAAUUGUAAUUUUGUCCCAUGCUUUGUUUUUCUGCCCUUUGACAUGUGGUUGUCUGCAGAUGCAUCCUUUUUUAUACCAUUUUAAAUAUGUAAAAUCUGUUGUCUUGUAAAUAUCUUAUAAAGGACAAAGAAGUUUGUAAAUAAGCAAAUUUGUGGCUGUUAAUGUUUUUUAUUUUUUUUGCUUUGGUUCAUUUAGGUUUAACAGUGUUAACAGGGAGUAUUAAAACAGAUGUUCUGCUUGUAUGUUUAAACAAAAUUGAAACAAAUCAAUUUUUUUUACAAUAAAAAAGAAUAUUAAUGUU